UAUAUAUGACGCCAUAUUGGAUCUUUUGAGGAAUGUAUAUAGUUUAUUUUAACAAGACACAAAACAAGAAACACAAGUUUUAAUACAUUAUAAUAGACAAAUAUAAAAAUUUAUUUAAAGAUGGACGUAGUGAGGGCAUUUAACAAUGAGUUGUCAUCACUGUAUGAGGGCAAACCACCUGUUUCAAAAGCAAGAAUGACACAGGUCACAAAGGCUGCCAUCAAAGGAAUUAAGUUUUAUAAACACAUAGUUCAAAGUGUUGAGAAGUUUAUUCAGAAGUGUCGACCAGAAUACAAGAUUCCUGGACUUUAUGUUAUUGACUCUAUUGUACGACAGUCAAAGCACCAGUUUUCUGAUAAAGAUGUCUUUGCCCCACGUUUUUCGAAGAAUAUAACUACAACUUUUCAGAAUCUUUUUAAAUGUCCUGAUGAAGACAGGCCAAGGAUUGUAAGAGUUUUGAAUUUGUGGCAGAAGAACAGUGUAUUCCCAAGUGAAAUUAUUCAGCCUCUUUUAGACUUAGCAAAUCCAAACAUGAAUAUCAACCAGUCUCCAGGUGAAACUGAAUCCUAUGAAAGAAAUUCAGCAAAACCUAGAAGUUCCACAGAAAUCCCAGUCUGGAAGGGCUGGAAACAAUCUAGACAAGGAAAUGAAAGCUUUUUGGAAUCUGGGAUUUUUAUAAAUUCAGAGGAUGAAAAGCAGAUUACAUCUUCGAUAAUGAUGGAUACGGCUACAGAAAACAGUGAUAACCAGCAUGCACCUAACUUAGAUCUUCUUUCUCGCCUGCAUCAGCUGAAUACCACAAUACCUGCUGUGAGGCCAGAAGUAACCACUGUUAAGUUUAAUAAGAAACUGCUGGAUUUUGAUUAUGGAGAUGAAGAAGAUGAGAAACAAGAGGAAACAAACCAGUUUUCUGAACCCAAUGCCCUUGCUUUGAGUAUGGCCCAAAAUUUGUUAUCUAAUCCUGAACUUCUGCAGCAGCUACAGCAGAUGCAACAAACUAUACAGCAAAAUGAAGUAUUUAAAGCAGACUUUUCCAUGUUAGAUAAUAUACAGGAGCAGAAGGACCUUUUAUACCCACAGCAAGCAUCAUCAGAAUUACCAUUUCCUAAUGACCAUCAACUUCCUGAACAUCCUCCUCAUGCUACAGUUUUUGGCAGCAGUAGUUUGUCAUACAUUCCUGAACCCCCACCAUACCUAUCCACUGGGCAGGGGCCUGGCAACAACUAUCUGCCUGUAAACUAUAAACAGCCUCCUCUACCUCCAAAUACUGUAAACUCUGAACAAGAUGACAGCCAACAGUCCUUUGGCAUGAUUAACAAUAUAUCCCUUCCUCUAGAAGACCAGGAUGAAAGAAAUAGAGCACUAAACUCAGUAAUGACAGAGGAUAAAGAUGAAAGGGAAAAAUCUUUGUCUCCUUCUCGAUCCAAGCCCAGGUCAUCUCGCCGACAUAGUAGAAGAAGCAGGUCUAGGUCUCCUAGAAGACAACGAUCUCGGUCUGGUUCACGCUCUCGGUCUCACCAUAAGCGGGACAGAUCUCGGUCUAGAUCACGAGAGAGAGAAAGAAGGAAGAAAGGCUUACCACCUAUAAAAAAGGGAUACUUAUGUGUUUGUAGUACCACCUUGUGGCUCGGACACAUACCAAAAAUAGCAUCAGAAGCCAACAUUUAUGACGUCUUUGCAGAAUUUGGUACCAUUGCUAGUAUUGACAUGAUAGUUCCUCGAGGAUGUGUCUAUGUUUGUAUGGAUAGGAGACAGGAUGCAUAUAAGGCCCUUCAGUCUUUAAAAAACUUAAAAUUACAUGGAAGUGCAAUCAAGAUGGCCUGGGCUCCUGGUAAGGGUGUGAAGGGGAAGGAGUAUAAAGAUUUCUGGGAAGUAGGAGUGGGAGUUAGCUAUAUUCCCUACCAUAAAAUUCCAGAUGAUGUUGAUCUUGAUGCUCUAGAAGAUGGAGGUGUGGUUGAUGAUGAAUCAGUGCCAGAAAACUUAAAAGAACAACAAAGAACACGACAAAAAGAGAAAGAAGAAGCUCGAAAGCAGGCAGAAAAAGAUCUUGCAAAGAAUCGGGAGCAAGCAGCUAACCAUGCAGACUCUUCUUUGUCAAAUACAGUUGGUGGACUUCCUCCAGUAAAUAUGCAAGUGGUCCCUCAAAUUGUACAGCCACAUUUUGGAAUUGCUGUGCCUGGUAUUAUGCCAACGCAGUCUGUGGUGAUGCCAAUGACAGUGGGAAUUCCUCAGAAUUCACUUGUGAUGAUUCCCCCAAACACUCAGCCGAUGCAAGGAGGACACUGGCUGCCACCCAUUCCCAGCAUGGCUGCUGUUUCUACAUGUCAACAGCUACAAGCUCUUAGUACAGUCCAGAGUCUGUGUAUAUCAACUUUCCCAGUUCACAGCACAGCAGAUGCAAUUUCUCAGUCCAUGGAUCUUUCAGGAGAUGCUACUCCAACUGAAGAAGAAGGAACUUGUUUGCCUCUAGAGUCCAACUCAGUAAAUAGCCAGCACAUCACCAGUACCACCACUACAACUAGUGGAAAUUUCUCUUUAUUGCCACAUAUCCCUUCACUUUCAAACCAUUCCAAUUUGUCAACUGUUUCUUCAGUUGAACAACCCUCAUCAGGGGUACCUCCUCCUGUUCACUCAACCAUUCCCCAACCUGUAGGACAGAUGCCUUUUCUUCCUUCUGUUGGGGGUUUCCAGCAGCCAGCUCGACCACCAGGACAGUUCCAGACUGGAAUGAUUCAUCAAGGACUGGUUUCUUGGGGGCCAGUAAACAGUCAACUCCCACCACCAUCUACAGUCAGCACAGAAAACUCUACUACUACAGUCACAGUGGCAGCUCUUUCACAGUUUGGCUCACCUCACAUACCCUGUACCAUUCUUCAUCCCCCUACAUCUGGUCUUGGUCCACACAUGUCAGGCCCAUACCAAGGCCAAGGACAUAAUGGUAACAGGAUGCCAAAUCUAGUUUUUUCUCCUUUAAGACAUCCAUCUCUUUUGGCAUCUAGUAAUUUGGGAGUGCAGCAGCAAUCUUUGGAUUUAAGAAGUCCAGGUAAUUCUCAUUAUCCUUUACCUGGACCUAGUUUCCAGUCCAAUCAAUUAGGUCAAAUUCCAACAAACACAAGGCCCCAAGAACAGCAAGUUAGUGAAAGUGCUCUUCAACAAAGAUCAUCAGGGAAUGAAAGGAAAGUUCUGCUUUCUCCCCCCAAAAUGCCCCCUGACCUUGGGCCAAGAACUAGAGGUCCACUUCCACCAGAACAUAUGAAUUUUCCCCCAUAUUCACCACUUUUAAAUCCAGUUAGAGGUCCUCCUCCACAUGGAUUUCCUCCCCGUGGUGGGCCAAGACCUAGAAUGGAAUUUGUUGGCUCACAGCUAGGAGGAAGAUCUAGGCCACGAGGACCAUCAUUUGAUUGGAACCGACCACACUUUGCUGUACACCCAGAUAGAAUGCGACCUCGGCCAGGAUUUCUUCCUAGAGAAUUCUUUGAACCACACUUUGGAAGAGCAAAAUUUGAUGGAAGAUUUCAAGACAGCAGGGAGAGGAUGGAACAGGCAGUAUCUAAUCGCCAUCCUAUACCUUAUGCUUGGCAACGUGGAGAGAAUUUAAACGAUCAUGAUUGGUCCAGAGAAAAAGGAAGAUAUGGUCGUGGCAGAGAACACGACCACUGGAAAAAAGAUAAUAGUGAAAAUGAUGAAAGAGAUUUUGUGAAGUCUAGAAAUAUGAACAGAAACGAUCGUCAGAACUGUGGCAAGACCUCAAGGGACACAGAGCCUAGGAAAAAUGGAGAUCAUGCUAUCUCCAAAUCCAGCGUUCAGCAAACUGGAGCAAGUACUAACAAUAAAGCUGAAGAUGAAAUCAGUGUACAAGAAAAUGGACAAAAAAGUGAAGAGAAAGUAGAAAAACAGUGACAUUCAUCUUUGUUAUAAAGAAGGUAAAGUUAUUCAAAGCUACUUUGUGUGCAUUUAGUAAAUUCAAGACACAUUGCCUUGACAAGCUUCAAAUUUGAAAUGAAAUUUUCUCAAGAAGUGUUUUAGUUCUGUGUGAUUAUAAAAUAAAUUCAGAACAUGUUUUUAUUAUUAUGUUUUCAUUAACAACAAUAUAAUCUUGUUAUAAAUAGUUUUCAGUUACAUUGAAAAACUGCAACACUAAACUUGACCUGAAGUGAAAUACAGAAUACACAUGUAUAUACAGUGGAAUGACUUAUCACAGGUUGUGAAGAAAGUCAUGUUGUAAAUAUUGACCUGAAGUGAAAUACAGAAUACACAUGUACGUACAGUGGAAUGACUUAUCACAGGUUGUGAAGAAAGUCAUGUUGUAAAUAUUGACCUGAAGUGAAAUACAGAAUACACAUGUACGUACAGUGGAGUGACUUAUUGCAGGUUGUGAAGAAAGUCAUGUUGUGAGUAGUGACCUGAAGUGAAAUAUAGAAUACACAUGUACAUACAGUGGAAUGACUUAUCACAGGUUGUGAAGAAAGUCAUGUUGUGAAUAGUGACCUGAAGUGAAAUACAGAAUACACAUGUACGUACAGUGGAAUGACUUAUCUGAGGUUGUGAAGAAAGUCAUGUUGUGAAUAGUAACCUGAAGUGAAAUACAGAAUCCACACAUAUAUACAGUGGAAUGACUUAUCACAGGUUGUGAAGAAAGUCAUGUUGUGAGUAGUGACCUGAAGUGAAAUAAAGAAUACACAUGUACGUACAGUGGAAUGACUUAUCGCAGGUUGUGAAGAAAGUCAUGUUGUGAAUAGUGACCUGAAGUGAAAUACAGAAUACACAUGUACAACUUUACCGAUAUGCAGCCAUUCGUAACCAUAAUACAUUUUCUGCAAUCUGAUUUUUAUUUCAUUAAAAAUAUUUUACAGUCAAGAUUUACGUUGAUUGUUAGAUUGUAAGCAGAAAAUUGUAGAUUGUAUGUGGAUUAAGACACUAAGAACAAAGAGAUUAUCAAAGAGACAAGUUAAUACUAAAUAUGGAAAGGUUUGCCACAGUAUAGAUUCAUCUGGAUGAGAGAAAAAUACAGUUUAAUGUAGGACAGUUUUUGUAAAUUGUGUUUGUACAUUUUUGACUUUUUCAUCUGAUUUAUUUGUAUAAAUUUGGGUAAUGAUGUUGUGUUCACUAACACCAUUGCUGUAACUAUAGUUGUUAAUCAGUAUUUGAUGUAGCAUUAAAUAUGUUAUUGGUAGUGUGUCAA
Molecule: messenger RNA, 5182 nt
Organism: Limulus polyphemus (Atlantic horseshoe crab)
Lineage: Eukaryota; Metazoa; Arthropoda; Merostomata; Xiphosura; Limulidae
Product: protein SCAF8-like
Exons: 15
Coding region: 121-3900 (1259 amino acids)
Cellular component (GO): nucleus
Molecular function (GO): RNA binding
Source: RefSeq, a predicted model, not a curated record